AUGAAGCACCGCUCCCUAAGUCAGGAAGGUCAGAAAAGGAAAUGGCAACCCCCUCCAGGAUUCUUGCCUGUGAAAUCCCAUGGACAGAGGCACCUGGAGGGCUACAAUCCAUGGGGUCGCGAAAGAGUCGGACACGACGUAGCGAUAAACAACAGCCCUGUAAUCAUACAACUCGGUUCAGAGAACUUUCGAGCUAAAGGGGUUACUCAUUUAUUUAUUGACCCAGCAGAUGUUUAUAAAAUGCAUACUCUGUGGCAAACAGGGAUCUGGGGUGCUGGAAAUAUAAAAGGUAUAAAUUCAGGAAAAAUAGCAUGGUUCUUUUGA
Messenger RNA from Rangifer tarandus platyrhynchus (Svalbard reindeer), 324 nucleotides. NCBI's taxonomy places the organism in Eukaryota, Metazoa, Chordata, Mammalia, Artiodactyla, Cervidae. The record is from the annotation of a GenBank genome assembly.